AUGACGGAGCAAGGGUGUGUUAUAGAGAUCGAUAGUGAUCCAGAGCUAGAUGCUCAAAUCAGGGAAGAAUAUGCACCAAGGCGAUUGAUUCCAGAUCGCAGAAGGAAUAGACCCAGAGACCAUUUGUCAAGAUUUGUUUCCAACGCAGAGGAUAGAAAUGUGGCUCCUAUCGCUCCUGCUACAGAUUUGCCAGUGUCAACAGAUGGUGAAGAUUUGGAGAUAACUGCAGAGGUUUCCUUGCGACCUGAUGGGCCAAUAAAUGAUGAUGCAGAGUACAUCAAUCUGGACAACUACAGGGCUUCCAACAAUGGUACUGUGGUUGUGGAUCAUAGAGAAGGGGAUGAUGAUUUAAUGCUUGUAGAAGAGCGUAUCCAGGAAUCUGGUAGACCCGUACUUUUGCAACUCCCGGCAGGUCAAACGUUACAGGUCGAUGCUUCCUGGAAUGAACUUCCGGUGGGCAGGUCGUUCCAGAAUCAGGUAUACAGGAAUCCAAACCAACUGCGAAGACUACGGCGACAUAUUGAUCAUGCUACUGCUAUGUUUAUGGGUGGCUACAACCAGUCAGGCACUGGUGAUAGUGAUUUCAGCGAUAACGAUGCGGAUUACAUUCCUCCGGAUAUCGUUAACGAAAGAAAUCAGUAUACAAUGCAAACGCGAAUGAGAGAACAAAGGGAAAGACAGAACCAAAUGCAAAGGCUACAGAGAGCUGCUGAUGAGACGAUCGAUUCCUUGGAUCCAGAUCUUAGGAGUUUGUUCUUUGAAUCUCAGUCAUUGUCUCAAUUUAGGGAAGGACUUGCUAGGUUCAAUUUCCCACCAGCGAGGCUUGAACAAUUGCUUGGCCAGUACAGAGAUUUUAGAGCCCGGGCCAUGCAAAGUUGGGCUGAGGGAAGGCGUACUAGAAGCAUGAGUUACCAAAAUAGAAAUAGCCUAAGGCCACAAAGAACAAGAAGCGGUACUCAACAAAAUCAUUCUCGUGGAUCAAACGGAGAUUCAAGAGACAACGCCCUUUAUCAACAGAUGUUAUUUGGAAUGCCAGAUGAUGAUGAAAAUAUGGACGGCAAUAAUUUCACAGGUACAACGCAGUCUUUACAACGUAUUAUAUCAAACACAAUGAAUAGAAGGUUUGGCAAUCUACCAUUUGGUGUGGGUCCCGAGUUUGGAUUCUAUGAAGAUGGAGAUGAUGCGGCAAACACAGAAUUGAUUAUACGUAUGAUUCAAGAAAGAGAGGAAAGAGAUGCCAGUACAAGAACUAAGAAGUUGAAUGAAGUCACUAAAUCUCAGCAACAGAAAUACAUCGACAAAGCGAACUCUUUGCCUGAAGGAUAUUCUGCGUCAUUCAACACUGCACCAUUGAUGUCGAUGACUAUGGAGAAUGAAGGCAGAGAGGAGACGGUGAUGGUAACAGAUGACGUGGCCGCGAAAACAUACAUCGAUGUUCCUGUCUGUGUCCUAUGUGGUGUGGAACUGGGAGUUGGAAUUCCGGAUGAUUGGAAAGGUGUUAGUGAAGAAGAUAAAGGCGUUUCAUUUGAAGCCCUUCAGUCACACUAUAAAUUUCACUGUCCGUAUCAAACUCUUGCAAGACCUACGCUAGUUGAUAGAGAUUUAUCUCGCAGAACGUACGUGAGUUCAUGUGGACACACUUUCUGUGGCCGGUGUCAAGUAAGAAUUAAGAACGCAAGAGAUAUUUCGGCAAAGGAAAAAAACAAGUUAAAGAACUCUCAAGGACCUUCGCAUCCGGAUAAUUAUGGUCCUAAGAAAUGUCCUGCCGAAGGUUGUAACAGUAAUUUAAGAAAAAAAGGUAUCAUGAGAGAGGUGUACUUCUGA
Kluyveromyces lactis is the source of this 1824-nucleotide messenger RNA. RefSeq names its product SUMO-targeted ubiquitin ligase complex subunit SLX5 (gene SLX5). Gene Ontology annotation, cellular component: SUMO-targeted ubiquitin ligase complex. The transcript has a single exon. The record is from RefSeq and is a predicted model, not a curated record. Lineage: Eukaryota; Fungi; Ascomycota; Saccharomycetes; Saccharomycetales; Saccharomycetaceae. The coding region runs from base 1 to 1824 and encodes 607 amino acids. Gene Ontology annotation, molecular function: ubiquitin-protein transferase activity.